Molecule: messenger RNA, 615 nt
Organism: Cutaneotrichosporon cavernicola
Lineage: Eukaryota; Fungi; Basidiomycota; Tremellomycetes; Trichosporonales; Trichosporonaceae
Exons: 1
Coding region: 1-615 (204 amino acids)
Source: RefSeq, a predicted model, not a curated record
AUGAAGAUUACCUUCGCAACCCUUUUUGUUCUGGCGACCGCCGUCGUCGCCACGCCCAUCGACGUCAAGCGCGAGGCUGCCCCCGAGGCUGCCCCCGAGGCCGACGCCCAGCGCGGCAACUGGGGCAGCGGACCCCCCAUUUGGAAGCGUGAGGCUGAGGCUGAGGCCGACGCCCAGCGCGGCAACUGGGGCAGCGGUCCCCCCAUUUGGAAGCGUGAGGCUGAGGCUGAGGCGCAGCGCGGCAACUGGGGCAGCGGACCCCCCAUUUGGAAGCGUGAGGCUGAGGCCGACGCCCAGCGCGGCAGCUGGGGCAGCGGACCCCCCAUUUGGAAGCGUGAUGCCGAGGCUGAGGCCGAUGCCGACGCCCAGCGCGGCAACUGGGGCAGCGGACCCCCCAUUUGGAAGCGUGAUGCCGAGGCCGAGGCCGACGCCGACGCCCAGCGUGGCAACUGGGGCAGCGGACCCCCCAUUUGGAAACGUGAGGCUGAGGCUGAGGCCGAUGCCCAGCGCGGCAACUGGGGCAGCGGACCCCCCAUUUGGAAGCGUGAGGCUGAGGCUGAGGCUGAGGCCGACGCCCAGCGCGGCAGCUGGGGCAGCGGACCCCCCAUUUGGUGA